This is a messenger RNA of Brassica rapa (field mustard), 1984 nucleotides long. Its product is annotated as protein root UVB sensitive 5. Lineage: Eukaryota; Viridiplantae; Streptophyta; Magnoliopsida; Brassicales; Brassicaceae. The record is from RefSeq and is a predicted model, not a curated record.
UGGGUGCGGGGGCUGAAGGAAGAAGAAGAGGAGAUUAGCGGAAGACGUGUAACGAAUCUCUGAAUCAAAUAAUCGUCAUGUACUGUACGUUACGAUUGCCGUUGCCUCUUCACAUUCCCCGAACUCGAACAACGUCGUCCAGUAAGCCGAAACGACGGCGUGUGGAGGAGCACUACUUGCGGUGCCGCUGUGCUCAGUCAUCAGAGGAAGAAGGCACCGAUGAUAAGAGUUUAAGUGUUAGAGUUGAAGGAGUAGUUUCGAUUGUGGUGGAGAGAUACGGGAAUGGAACUUCGAAAAGAUAUUUGCUAGAUGAUGAUGAUGAUGACUCGCCUUUGCAAGGCUUUCUAGAGGAGCGUGAGCCUAAGCCUGAUACUAAUUCAAAUUCCUCAGAAACGAAUACGGUUUGGGUUCCUGAUGUCGUCAAGGAUUUUGUUUUUCCCACCGGCUUUCCUGGGUCUGUUUCAGAUGAUUACUUGGACUACAUGCUCUGGCAGUUCCCUACCAAUGUUACCGGCUGGAUGUGUAAUGUCUUAGUCACCUCUAGUCUUCUCAAGGCUGUUGGCGUUGGCUCUUUCUCUGGAUCUUCUCCUGCCGCUACUGCUGCUGCUUCUGCUGCUGCCAUCAGAUGGGUAUCCAAGGAUGGCAUUGGAGCUCUUGGCCGUCUUCUUAUUGGUGGACGCUUUGGUAGUCUUUUUGACGAUGAUCCUAAGCAAUGGCGCAUGUAUGCUGAUUUUAUUGGCAGUGCUGGAAGUUUCUUUGAUCUGGCCACACAACUAUACCCAACCCAGUUCCUACUUUUAGCAUCCACUGGAAAUCUUGCCAAGGCCGUGGCUAGAGGAUUGAGAGACCCUUCAUUCAGGGUCAUACAGAAUCAUUUUGCUAUCUCAGGAAAUCUUGGAGAGGUAGCAGCCAAGGAGGAAGUGUGGGAAGUUGGUGCCCAGCUAAUUGGUCUUGGUCUAGGCAUUCUUAUCAUUGACACACCCGGCCUUGUAAAGUCAUUUCCCUUUGUGUCACUUACAUGGACGAGCAUAAGACUUGUUCAUCUAUGGCUACGUUACCAGUCGCUUGCAGUCCUACGGUUUGACACAAUAAAUCUUAAGCGUGCUCGUAUCCUAAUACAGUCUCAUGUUAUGCACUCUGUUGUACCAGGGUAUGUUGAGUGCAACAAGCGAGAAAACAUUUUGGUAUGGCAGAGAUUCAUGAAACCUCGGAUCAUCUUUGGUGUUUCUCUUGAAGAAGUAUCUGGUUUGGAGAAGUCUGUUUUUAAGGUUAAAGCACUCCUUAAGAUAUACACAAAGGAGAAAUAUAUUCUUACGUUGAAUAAGUUGAACAAGGAUACCGAGUUUUCUGUAUCCUUUAAGGUGAAUGCGACAAGCAGAGACGUGUUGAGAUGUCUUUGGCAAGCAUAUUGGUUAUACGAGAACAUGGAAGAAAGCUUGAAAAACAAGGAUAGUGUGUUCCAUUGGCUGAAGCAAAGCUUGUCGGAGAUGGAGAACAAGUUUGAUGAUUUCUUGUUCAAAUUGGAUACUGCCGGAUGGAACUUAGGUGAAUCUAACUUGAAGAUUCCCAACCACAUCCUCAUCGACUUGGAGUCCAUCCCUCUCUGACAUUCGAUUUUUUUUCCAAGGAGCAAUCAAUCUCUUGAACAAAAGAAACUGAUACUGAGGUAAAUAAUACUACCAAACACUGUCAAUUCGAACGUGGAGUAAUUUUUGUUACUAUACCUUAGGCGUCAAUUGAAUGUAGAUGAAUAUCAAAGUUUGGUACAACUAACAGUUAGGAUAUAUCAGGAAUUGUAUGGCAACUUGUAAGACAUGAUCCAUAUAGAUUAAGAGUAAAAUAGUAUAAUAUCUUAAAAUAAGUUAGUGUGGAUAGUGGGACAAAUGGUGAGGUUUGUGACCAAUGAUAGAGUAUGAUUGUGAUUAUGCCUUGUUUUGUUUGUACUUGAAUCGUCACCCCCUUUGUUUAUUUUUGUUAUAAUUUA